Molecule: messenger RNA, 1500 nt
Organism: Solenopsis invicta (red fire ant)
Lineage: Eukaryota; Metazoa; Arthropoda; Insecta; Hymenoptera; Formicidae
Product: enoyl-CoA delta isomerase 1, mitochondrial
Exons: 6
Coding region: 377-1219 (280 amino acids)
Biological process (GO): fatty acid beta-oxidation
Cellular component (GO): mitochondrion
Molecular function (GO): enoyl-CoA hydratase activity
Source: RefSeq, a predicted model, not a curated record
ACGUAAUAUAAAUUACCUGCAAAAUUGUUUAUAAUUGUAAAUAAACGGCAGUUAUUUACGUUGGAAAUUUAUGUUAAAUGUUCACACUCACGUUGAAUGCUGAUAAACAGUCAAUAACAGUCGAUAAUGUCAAAACUCGGACUAUCUUCAAGUCCACUUGACAUUUAUGAGAAUUUAUUCAGACCUCACGUUCUAUCCUUUUAUGACGGGUGUAUGCUCUCAUCUACGGGUGUAUUUCAUCAAUCGUAGGAGAUAAAUUAAUGACUCAGCUUGUUCUGUCGAUUUUCGCAUAAUCGAUUAUUCACCAUAAUUUAAUCCAUUUCUAAAUUUAUCCACUCCAGUUGCCAAUCGAUUAUUCCGAAGACUACUAUCAAUCAUGACUCUUUUAAAAAUUGCUCUGGUUGCUGGAGGACAAGUAUGUCUGAGAAGAUCUUAUGCUACAGGUUUAAAGCUCAUUGAAACUACACGAGACAAUGAUACAGGGAUCGAGAUUAUAUCUAUGGCAAGAAAACCUGUCAACGGUUUAAAUACACAGCUAUUAGAUGAAUUGAAGACAUCUUUAUUGGAGGCUCAAAACAGUCGCAGUAAAGGCAUUGUAUUAACGUCAUCUUUGCCAACAAUAUUUUCUGCAGGCUUAGAUAUCAUGGAAAUGUGUACAACAGAUAAGGAGAAACUUACACGUUUCUGGUCAACGUUACAAGACACUUGGUUGACUCUUUACAGUUUACCUAUACCGAUUGCUAGUGUCAUCAAUGGCUCCAGUCCAGCCGGAGGUUGUUUGCUAGCAAUGUCUACAGAAUAUAGAGUUAUGGUUGAAGGCAAGCACACUAUAGGAUUGAAUGAAACACAAUUGGGUAUCGUCGCGCCGAAAUGGUUCAGAGAUGUAUACAUUGGUAUGAUAGGUUAUCGACAAGCCGAGCUAGCACUUUUAAAAGGUUCGCUGUUUAAACCUGAGAAAGCAUUGCAGCUUGGACUUGUGGAUGAGCUUGCUAAAGAUAAAACGGAUGCAAUCGAAAAAUGCAAAAAUUACAUACUUUCUUAUAAAAAUAUACCAGGUAUAGGAAGAACCGCAACUAAAUUAGACAUGCGAGAAAACUUGAUUCAGUGGAUGAAAAAAAAUAAGGAGGCUGAUAUCAACAGAUUCGUGACUUUUACGCAAUUACCGAAAGUACAAGCUGGCCUCAAACAUUAUGUUGAACUUUUGAAACAGAAACAAUAGAUAUAUAAUAGAUAUAUCUUACAAUUAGUAAGAGACAAUUUCUAUUUUGCUCUUAGGACUAAUUUUACAACAUCUGGUUAAUCGGCUAAUUUUUCUAUUGGAAUUGACUAAUAUGACGUAUUUGUCAUUAAGUAGAGACCAGAAAAAACCAAUCGUGAUUGAUACUUAACAGAUUGAUUAAGUUAACCCGAGGUUGUGAAACUGGUCUUUGUACAAAGUUUUGUAAACUUUUAUAUAUGUAUAUUUUAUAUUAGAAUAUAUAUUUUCGUACUGUGUAUUGA